This is a messenger RNA of Numida meleagris (helmeted guineafowl), 1677 nucleotides long. RefSeq names its product deoxyribose-phosphate aldolase (gene DERA). Gene Ontology annotation, cellular component: cytoplasm. Gene Ontology annotation, molecular function: deoxyribose-phosphate aldolase activity. The record is from RefSeq and is a predicted model, not a curated record. The coding region runs from base 28 to 1176 and encodes 382 amino acids. The transcript has 10 exons. Gene Ontology annotation, biological process: carbohydrate catabolic process; deoxyribonucleotide catabolic process. Lineage: Eukaryota; Metazoa; Chordata; Aves; Galliformes; Numididae.
CCCCGCUCGGGCCCGUGAGCGCGGGCCAUGGCGGCCAGAAACGCGGGCACCGAGCUGGGUGAUCCGAGGGGUGGCCGAGCCCUACGUAAUGACCCGUCCAGACAUGCUUUUCUGUGCCACUGCCUAUAUGGAAGCUGUAUUCCUGCUGCCGGGCUCGGGAAAGGAGAAGCAGCCUUCCCACUUCCCCGCAUAGCCAAACCCGACUGCAGUGGUGGGCAGAAUUCAGAGCUUGGCUGGAUCUCCAAAGUGUAUGUGAAUCCACCUGCAGUUGUAAGGCAUGCAGAACAGAUUCAGAAAUGGCGGACUGUGAAAGGUAAUUGGCAAGCUGCUUGGCUGUUGAAAGCUGUCACCUGCAUAGACCUUACCACGCUUUCAGGAGAUGAUACUCCUUCAAAUGUCCACAGACUGUGUUUUAAAGCUAAGCAUCCCAUCAGAGAGGAUCUGCUGAAAGCCAUGGAUAUGCAUGAUAAAGGUGUGAUCAACUUUGUUCUGUUAGGAAUUACUGUUGCAGCGGUUUGUGUAUAUCCUGCAAGAGUCGCCGAUGCUGUUAACGCCCUGAAGGCUGCUGGUUGUAAUAUACCAGUAGCUUCAGUGGCUGCUGGGUUUCCAUCUGGACAAACUCCUAUAGAAACUAAACUGGCUGAAAUAAAGUUGGCUGUACAGUAUGGUGCCAGAGAGAUUGACAUCGUCAUUAGCAGGAGCUUGGUGCUGAGUGGCCAAUGGGAAGGUCUGUAUGAGGAGAUCCGUCAGUGCCGUGAGGCCUGUGGAGAAGCUCACAUGAAAACAAUCCUAGCAACAGGUGAACUAGGGUCCCUUGCUAAUGUCUACAAAGCCAGUAUGAUAGCUAUGAUGGCAGGUUCUGAUUUUAUAAAGACAUCUACAGGAAAGGAAGUGGAAAAUGCGACUCUUCCAGUUGGAGUAGUCAUGAUGCGAGCCAUUAAAGAAUUCUACUGGCAAACCGGCUUUAAGGUUGGAUUUAAGCCUGCUGGUGGCAUUCGGACAGCAAAAGAAGCUAUUACUUGGCUUAUGCUGGUGAAGGAGGAACUGGGAGUGGAAUGGCUGAAACCAGAGCUCUUUCGCCUUGGUGCUAGUAGUUUGUUGGAAGACAUUGAGAAACAGAUUUUCCACUACGUGACUGGCUCUUAUGCACUUCAGCACGACCUGGCAAUGGCUUAAAUAAAAAUCAACUCAGGAUUAUUUUUAUAAAAGAAGUCUUUAGAAAAACAGCAUUCAGAAGUCUUCUGACAACUGAGUACAUUUGAUAGAAUUAAAAGCGUAAUUCUCUCAUAUAUUACAGCGUUUAAAAAUGCACUCAAGUCUGCUGGUUGUACUUGAUCAAAAAGUGGAAAAAAUGGUAAUUCUGAAACAGUUAAAUAGUUAAUACUUACAGAUUUGUGAAGUUAAUCUUGCGAAGUCUUCCUCAGACCAGCCUGAAAAGCUUAUUAAUGGCAACACUGAAAUACUAUGAAAAAGAUUUGGGUGUCCUGGUAACACUUUGUAGUCUGAGAAAUGGAGUAUCUAAAGAACGUUUCAUAUUGCUAAUUAAGAGCUACAGAUCUUGGAACAGCUUUCCAUUCACCUCUAACUAGAUCUUCUGUAGGGAUAUGUUGCACUGUUGUUAUGUUGAUUUCAAGCAUUGUAACCUGAGAAAAUGAAACUUGGUUAUUUCUUUCUCUU